Molecule: messenger RNA, 5447 nt
Organism: Xylaria bambusicola
Lineage: Eukaryota; Fungi; Ascomycota; Sordariomycetes; Xylariales; Xylariaceae
Exons: 3
Coding region: 394-5004 (1536 amino acids)
Biological process (GO): actin filament severing; barbed-end actin filament capping
Molecular function (GO): actin filament binding; phosphatidylinositol-4,5-bisphosphate binding
Source: RefSeq, a predicted model, not a curated record
CACCUCACCUCGUCAUCAUCACCACAAUCAUCCUCCACUACUGCUACAACAACAAUAAACAUUGUCUCCUCCGUACCUCCUACCCACCCCACCACACCUCUACACCUCUACACCUCGAUUAGGUACCCAAGGUACCGAAGGAAGGUCGCCCAGGUCAAAGGUACGGGAGCUCAAGUUAAACCUUGGGUACCUGACUAGACCAUCAUCUGGUACUACCAAAGCUGCCCCAGGUAAAGCCAAAAUUCAAGCCUCGCGUCCGCGUUGCCCUGACAUGCAAACCCCACCCCAUGCAUGACUCUGUGUAAACAAUAUAAUCCAUACCUGUCUACCUACCGAGUACCUACAUAGGUAAUCACAACCGCCCGCUGUCGCCGCCGCCGCCCCCGUUUCCCGAUGUCUGAGGACGUAUCUCGCUUUCUGUCCCAGGUUAAAGAGUUGGGAGAACGCCGGAUCGAGGAGGAUGAAGCCCGGUCCAGAGAAUUGGAAGAGAAGAUAUUACAGGAUCGGAAGGAACGGCAGGCUCGCCGCCGUGAACGCGCCAGAUCUAUCUCGCCCCAAAAAUCGUCACCUGCAAACACCCCGCCUCCUUCUCAACCCAACGAUAGCCACCGCCCAGAACGCCUAGAUUUGGUUGCCUCUCCUAUUCUCUAUCCCCCUUCUGACCCCCAGUCGCAAUCUGUCCCGGAGGCUGAGGAGGAGAAUAUGGCUACCGCCGCAACAAUAUCAAGCUCUCCGUCCAAGGAGAACGAAUUGCCCGUUGAACCCGAUGUCAAAGCCAAUUACCCACCAUCACCUACACGGAGCGGAACACUUGGCAGAGGUCUCUCUUGGCAGAGACGGCCUAAUUCACAGGCUUCGGAGCGGUCGAGAAGCCGGCCACUCUCCGUGGUUGCAGCCGAAAAUGCGACACGCUCCUCCAAUUCCAUCUCCGACCAGGAUACAGUCGUCGACAACAUGUCGAGAGAUCAGAUUGCUGCUGCGCUAUCGUCGAAAGACCCUUCUUGGUUUCGCCAGACUGCUGAUAGAGGCGCCAAUUCAGCUGCGUAUAGGCGAUCCCAGGUUGAAGAUACACAGACAGUGGACCCAUUUUCUGCCCAAACCCAACUUCCGGGUAUGUCGCGUAGCACAUCGGCCGGAUCUUUCAAAAACGGAGAUACCCCUCCCGUGGUGUCCUCAGCGCUGGGGAGCACUGUUACUUCACCUACAAACUUACCAGACCCUCAAAAAGUAGACCUACCACCAGAUACAGUUCCAUCAGAUAUCGCCGCGACUGCAGACACGCGAGGCCCUUUCUCUCCGCCCCACGGCCGAACGUCACCCACAAAAACAGACCGGCCUAUUUCACCAACGAAAGGCAUGGGCGGCUUUGUGCAAAGCGCCAUGAUGAAGCGCUCAGAGAGUGUUAGUAAACGGUGGAACGUACAAUCACCCGCAGGAUUGCAACGCGCGGAUCCUACCGCUCCAAACCGCAAUAGCUAUGAUCCCAUAAGUCGAACCAGCGUUAACGCCAAGGUCCGACCUACGAGUAUACUUCGUGAUUCCUCCGCAGAGCAAGUAAGGUCCAGCUCAACUGAUAACAAAGAAGAGGAUAGGCUAGCAUCGACAACAGGCACUUCGCUAAGACUAGAUACAACUUCUCCAGAGCCGCAGGGUCAGUAUUCUGGCAAAGAUUCACCUCCUGUUAGCCCUUCAAAAACUAUGGAUCCUCGCAGGUGGAGUCCUACAAAAUCUAGCUGGCUGGAGUCAGCACUGAACAAACCGGAGUCUCCAAAGCCCAAGCCCACUCAACCUCCGCCCAAUCAACCAGCAUGGAUGGCAGAAAUCCAGAAGGCAAAGGCCCAGAAGGCAGGUAAUCCCGGAGCCGAAAGCACUAAGCCCCCAGUCGUUUCACACAAGCACCAAGUCAGUAUUGGUGGGCUUAUGAGGUCCUCUGCCCCUGGCAUGACGAUAACUCCAGUCGGACGGGGCAGUCUCCAUAGCCCGUCUCCAUCCAUUAGCAGCAUCAACACUCCUAUGAUUAAUUCGAAACCUGCCGAAAGCCAGCCACCACCAGGGCCAGGUCCAAUCAAGUCCAAUUCCGAUUCGACUGUGGAAAUCAAACAAGUAGGAAUGCCUGCUGUCAGCAAAGUGAAGCCAGAGACUCCUCCUAAGAAAGACUUCCGAGCAAACCUCAGGCAUCGAGCACCAGCUUCUAGCACUACACCACAUACUGGCUCACAACAGCCGGAAUUCAAGAAUGUGUUCGGCAGCCUUCGAAAGACCACCACACAGAACUAUGUUGCCCCUGAUGAACUCAAAAAUAAUAUUAGUAGAGGAAAAGCUGCGUUGACUGUAACGAACGGACCCCAAAAGUCGGAGCGGGUAGACGAGUUUAAGGAUGCCAUCAUAGCGAAGAAGAAGAGUUUCCACGAAGCGCAGUCUGAAGGGCGAGGCGUGACGCGAAAUGGCAGUGUGUCAAGUGAAAGACCAAUCCCUGAAGGCCUUCAAAAACGAGCUGAAUUGGGUCGUUCCAACACCAUCAAGCGAGACACAACGUCUUCUGGUAAAGCUGAAACGGAGUCACGCCGCCCAAGUGUCGUGUCUCAGCGAGACUCAGUGCCAAAGAGCUUUGCGGGAAAUUUUGAGCGCUUUAGUACUUUGGAGAAGCGUGCCUCGGUCAUAGAGGGAUUGAACUCAACAAAGCCAUCAACUACACAAAAACCCCCUAUCUCUAAACUUUCUAGUGUUUUGGCGAAUCCAGUCAGCGAGUCCAACAGUCCAGUUCGUAUUCCAGGCAAGCUUGGUGGAAGCACAUUAGCAAACCGAUUCAAUCCUGCUCUUGCUGGUAUCAUCGGUAGAGGACCUCCUCCCACUACGGGUUCAGGGGUUAGCUCUGGCAGUAACAAACUCUCAGGCUCCCACUCUAUAGGUAAAGGCGAUGAAGUAGGAUCUGGACCCAAACUAACACAUAUGACCAAGAGUCGAGCGCGCGGGCCUAAGAGGAAAGCGCCCACGACGUCUUCCGCUCCACGUGCGACGGCUAUAGAUUCGAGACCCAUCGCAACUAAACGAGUAAUGACAAGCGACACGCCUAAAGAACAGGAUACUACUAUCUACUCAACUCAGCUGGAAGAGACGCCCAUUAAUGAGCCUUUUAAAAAAGAAGUCGUAUCACCUAUACAACCACGGCCAAAGCCCACUACUUUGAUAAGUGCGUCAAGGUUGGUCUCAGAACCCACGGACAUAGCCGAAGCCAAUAUCCCACGACCAAAGCCGGAGAGCAAGAUUCUUGGUCAGCUUGCCGCAUUCACAGCGCAAAGUCAACAGCCCAUACGUAAAACCUCGGACGAUCCACAACAAACCCCUUCCCAGCCUCCGUCGCCUGGAAAACUCAAUAUGAGUCGAAUGUCACGAUUUAUGGAUGCCACGCCAACAUCAGACAUUGGGAACGUGCCCGAACAGUCCAAAUUGCAGGAAACAUCUCUCAAAACAAGGAGUUUCCUCGACAAAUCAUCAAGCCAAGAUGCAGAGCAAAAGCCGCGUUCGCCCUCGUUAAAUAAGCCUAAAGUGCCUUUGCCUGCACCUCUAUCUUUGACCCAAAAGCGGCAGUCUUCGAACACCGAACCUAGUUCUAUUGCUGCUGAACCAGAGAGCAAGAUAGUCGCUCCUGCAGGCCCCAGACCGUUACCUAACCCCCCGGUCGCAUCAAGCGACUUUUUAUACUCAUCACGCCCCCUUCCAACGGCACCAAACUUGAAUUCAAGUCCUCAGCUGUUGCCGUCACCAGGACCACAGUCACCUUCACUUACUGUGUUACCUUUGCGGACUCCUUCGAAGCAGUCGUCCGAUAGCUCUGCGAUGCUUCGGGAUUUCUUUGGUUCAGACCGCCCUCAGAGAAGUUAUCGAGUAGACCCAACCGAGCUUUUAAUGCAAAGACCAAACCUGGAACCUCCCAGAAUCAAGACUCUAAGCGCUCAACUCUUUCAACUCUCGGCCGAUGGCAAAAAACAACCUGUCCCUGCACACCAUGAGCGUACACUUUUUGAACGCGAAAUGUAUCUCUGCACCCACUCAUUCAACGAUGAAGCUGGCAGAAAGAUCAACGAAGUAUAUUUCUGGGCUGGGGACGAAGUCCCCGCAUCAGCUGCUGAAGAUGCAGUGGUUUUUGUAUCCCGCGAAGCCCGUUCGUUUGGCGGUACGUUGAUCCACCUCAGGCAAGGGAAGGAGACGGGUGAGUUUCUGCAAGCCCUUGGAGGUAUCGUGGUCACGCACCGUGGCUCUGGUAAUAAAUUUGACUCGCUUGCUCCGCACGUUCUCUGCGGGCGGCGGUACAAUGGACAUAUUGUGUUCGAUGAAGUUGACUUCACCUCAUCAGCACUGUGCUCUGGGUUCCCCUAUCUUAUCACUCAAGGUGGCAGAUGCUACUUAUGGAAGGGCAAAGGCAGCGGUGUGGACGAGCUUAGUUGUGCACGUCUAAUAGGAAUGGACUAUGUACUCUCUGGUGAAUUGGAGGAGCUCGAGGAAGGCCGCGAGCCAACGGAGUUUUGGGACCUCUUUGAUGGGGCCAACAGGUUUGGUUCUGCUGAUCAUUGGCGGUUGAAGCCAAAGUACGAAAAAUAUUGCAGCCGGCUAUUCCUGUCGGACGCUGCCUCCGAGCAGCAGAUUAUAGAACUGUCUAUCUUUUCACAGAUGGAUUUGUUACCAACCAACAUCUAUGUGGUUGAUGCUUUUUUUGAGCUAUACAUUGUGGUGGGGUCACGCGCUCAAUCCCAGUACGCCUCGUUCCAUAAUGCCCUAGAUUUCGCCCAAGAGUAUGCAAUACUGGCAUCUAGUAUGGAAGAUAGGCCUUUUGUACCCGUCUCGACCGUUGUGCUUGAGGGCAUUCCCCGAGACUUAAAGAGUGUUUUCCGGAAAUGGCAGGACGCCCUAAGUCCUACAGUUACAAUCACGAACACAGGGUUGAAACGAGGUCGCAGCCUCAAAGUUGUAACGUUAAGCCAGGCACUCCAGGCACUAAGCGAGUAGAGCUCGCAUUCCGACAUCUGGACGUAGGCCAAAAUAUGGUAGACGCGGCUAUAGAUGGUAAAAUGUGCUAGGGUGAAGGGUCAUAGUCGGGGCAGCGGACCACUGCUGAUGAUGUCCAAGCCCCAUUGAUGCACCGUUGUUUUUCUCGCAAAAUAUGGGGCAACUGGGCGGGGCUUGGGUUGUGUAUUUGGAGUUUGUUAAGGGGUCAGCAUUGCAUUAUCAUCAUCAUCAUCGUGGCGGCGUAUAUAUUUGUCUAUUGCAACUAAACCACAGCAGGCAGUGGAAUCUUUCCCAGACUUGCUCGGAUGUAUCCUGAUGUACGAGGUACGGCAUGUUAUACAGACGAGAUGUGUGGGUUGAAUCGUAUAUCGAACCCGUCAGAUGACUUAAAAGACAGAAAACAAAAUAGAGGCAGGGCUUAUUACCCUGCGUUUGAUGGUACC